Molecule: messenger RNA, 8540 nt
Organism: Mytilus californianus (California mussel)
Lineage: Eukaryota; Metazoa; Mollusca; Bivalvia; Mytilida; Mytilidae
Product: NEDD4-like E3 ubiquitin-protein ligase WWP1
Exons: 20
Coding region: 90-2666 (858 amino acids)
Biological process (GO): ubiquitin-dependent protein catabolic process
Molecular function (GO): protein binding; ubiquitin protein ligase activity
Source: RefSeq, a predicted model, not a curated record
CAUGACCAAUAAGAAAUGGUGGACAUCAAACUGUUUUGACAGUGCUCGUUCGUAACCAAAUACAGGUGUACAUGUGACACUUCCAAAUAAUGGGAGAAGCAGCCUCUGCAGCACAAGGAAAUGCUCAGUUCUCACAGUUACAAGUAACUGUUUUAUCUUCAAAGCUUUCUACAGUUGGUGGACUUGUUCCUUCAAAACCUGAUCCAUAUGCAGAAAUUAGUGUUGAUAGUCAGCCUCCAAGGAAAACAGAAAUCUUAAAGAAAACAUUAACACCAAAAUGGGAUGAAGAUUUUACAUUGUUGGUUACACCUUAUUCCAAGUUAGAUAUAAAAGUUUUUAGCAACAACACAUUCAGAGCAGCUACCUUAGUCGGUACAGCAUCAGUUGAAUUGCAUGGAAUACUUCUAGAAAAUCGGGGCAAAUUGGAACAUGUUACAAAAUCAACAGAACUUACUUUGGAAGGGAAAGGGAAAACAGGGGAGAUUACUCUUACUCUACAUGGCAUGAAUGUCAAUAUGACAAAGUUUCCAAAGAAAAACCAGAGCAGACAUUCACAGUCUCAAUCCAAUGGUCAAGUUGCCAGUGGAAGUAGUACUAGUAGUGGCAAUACCCCCAGACGCCCAGCCAAUGCUGAAGCUGGUAGACCUUCAAAUAGAAGAGCUCCACCAGUUCCGCCACCACCCAACAGAAAUAAAACAACCAGUUCUGGGGCAGCCUCAGGGUCAGCUAAUACAACACCGUCCACAACAAAUAGUCCGUCAUCAAGACCACAACAGAAUGGUGACGUCCAUGGAGCAGGAGCAUCUGAUGGUACUGCUGGUGCAGCACUUGCCCCUCCACCAGGGAAUCCUCCACCACCGUCUGCAGGCAAUCUACCUCCGCCAGCAGGGGACCCUCCAUCACAGUUGCCAGCUACCAAUAAUAACAAUGAGGAAGAACCACUUCCUGCUGGUUGGGAAGAGAGAUCAGAUGGCCAUGGAAGAAAAUAUUAUGUUGAUCAUAAUACACGAACUACAACAUGGGAAAGACCACAACCAUUACCUCCAGGAUGGGAAAGGCGAGUGGACAACAGAGGUAGAGUAUACUAUGUAGAUCACAACAGUCGAACAACAACAUGGCAGCGACCUACUACAGACAUUAUCAGUAAUUAUAAUCAAUGGGAUUCAUGGAGGAAUCAAAGAAAUAUGGCAUUGGAAAAUUUACAAAACAGAUUUUUGUUUCCUAAUCCAGCUACAAUGGUACAGGAUGAUCCUUUAGGAACACUACCAGAAGGCUGGGAAAAGAGGGUUGAUCCUAAUGGAAGAGUAUAUUUUGUUAACCAUAAAAAUAGAACAACACAGUGGGAAGAUCCGAGAACCCAAGGUAUUAUACAAGAGGAUCCUUUACCUGAAGGAUGGGAGAUGAGAUACACUUCAGACGGCGUCAGAUACUUUGUGGAUCACAACACAAAAACUACCACAUUCCAAGAUCCACGAGGAGGCCAGUCUAAAGGUCCCAAAGGUGCAUAUGGUGUUCCAAUUCAGUAUGAGAGAAGUUUCCGCUGGAAGUUAGGACAAUUUAGAUACUUAUGUCAAUCCAAUGCUUUACCAGGACAUGUUAAAAUUACAGUUUCUAGAGACAAUCUGUUUGAAGAUUCUUUUGCUCAGAUAAUGAGGUUACAGCCAUUUGACCUGAGAAGACGGUUAUAUAUAAUCUUUAAAGGUGAAGAAGGUCUAGAUUAUGGUGGUGUAGCAAGAGAAUGGUUCUUUCACUUGUCACAUGACGUAUUAAAUCCGAUGUAUUGUUUAUUUGAGUAUGCCAGCCAUAACAACUAUUGUCUUCAGAUUAACCCUGCUUCUAGUAUUAACCCAGAUCACCUUAUAUACUUUAGAUUCAUUGGACGGUUUAUUGCCAUGGCCUUAUAUCAUGGGAAGUUUAUUGACAGUGGAUUUACAUUACCAUUUUAUAAGAGAAUGUUAAAUAAGAAGAUUAUGUUGAAAGAUGUAGAAACUGUAGAUUCAGAAUUCUAUAACUCAUUAACGUGGAUCAAAGAUAACGAUAUUGAAGAAUGUGGGUUAGAGAUGUAUUUCUGUGCGGACUUUGAAAUUCUUGGUAAAAUUGAUCAGCAUGAAUUAAAGGAAGGAGGUGCAGAUAUUAAAGUAACAGAAGAAAACAAAGAAGAAUAUAUUAACCUAAUGACCCAAUGGAGAUUUGCACGAGGAGUAGAAGAACAGACCAAAGCAUUCCUGGAAGGAUUUAGUGAAGUUGUACCAUUACAAUGGUUACAAUAUUUUGAUGAGAGAGAGUUGGAGUUGAUGUUGUGUGGUAUGCAGGAAAUAGAUGUUGAUGAUUGGGAAAGGAGCGCAAUAUACAGACAUUAUCAGAGAAACAGUAAACAGAUUAUGUGGUUCUGGAAGUUUGUGAGAGAUAUUGACAACGAAAAAAGAACCAGGUUGUUACAGUUUGUAACUGGUACAUGUCGACUCCCUGUUGGUGGAUUUAUGGAACUUAUGGGGAGCAAUGGACCACAGAGGUUUUGUAUAGAGAAAGUAGGAAAGGAAACAUGGCUGCCUAGAAGUCAUACAUGUUUUAAUCGGCUGGAUCUUCCUCCAUACAGAAGUUACGAACAAUUAGUAGAAAAACUGACGCUAGCAAUAGAAGAAACUGAAGGAUUUGGACAAGAAUGAGAAGAGGAACUCAUAGUCUUUCUAAAACAUUGUAAACAAUAUGAAAUUUAAUGUUAGAGGCACAAGCCAAAAAACCAAAGACCUAUUUUCUUGUAUUUCUGUGCAUGGUAAUUGUAUGAUUCCAUAUGUUUACCUUAAAUUGGACUAUAAUAGAGUAAGAAGUUCUCGGUGAUUGAUGUGGCAUUUUGUUUUGCAAUUGAUUUGAUUUGGUUUUUUCAACUUUGAAAAAAAUCUUUUGACAAUAAGAUAUAAUUUCAACUUAAUAUAGAGAAAAAGCUGAGCAAUUUAGAAUGAAAGGUUUUUUCACUUUUUUUCUUAAGCUAAAACAUAGAUUUUGUACAUUUCAGAUUUUGUUGUUGUAGUAAACUUGUGUUGUUUAAGAGAUAAUAUUUCUACUGAGCUUUAGGAUAAUAUUGUAUGGUUGAUCUUGGUUGUAAAAAUACAAGGAAAUAUAGUCUGAUUUGGUAGAAAUAUCAGAAUGUUCAUAUUAUUCUGCUAAAUAGGAUUUUUUAGUACUGCAUUCUCAUAUUUAUGUGCUUGCCAAUCUCAUACUGGUUUGCUUGCCAGCUGAUUAAAAAGCCUUUCGUCACUAUUACUAAUUAAAAUUAAAUGAUCUGUUUUUAAGUGUCAUCAGAAAUUGGUUUUAGAUAUUAGGACUUCCUUUUUUGACUGCUGAUUCUAUCUCUCAGGUACUAAUUGAAAUUUUAUUUUAUUUCAUUACCAAGUAUUAAUAAGGUGCCUUUUCCCAGUGCUUGAACUAGAUAAUUUGCAAAAAUAAGCUUUAAUCUGGCAAUUGAAAAAUAAAUCUUACCUAAAAAUGGCUACAGGAAAUAGUAAAAUCAAUAGACAACUUUCGAAUUCAUGAACUUUCCUGUAAAUUUCCUAUGUCACAAUGCUUAUGUUAUAAGCCACAGUAAGAACCGAUUGUUCAAUGACAUCGUUUUAGCCGAUUGACGUCAGGUCAACCGGUGUAAUUCAUUCAUAAAAAACCUCUCCAGAUUGGUAUUUUGUAGAGAAUUGUGGGAUACGAGUUCUAAAUGAUUCUGAUUGGUGGGAUAAUCAUGAAAAUGGUUGUUACCUCUACAUUACUGUGAUCUUAAUUGUUAAUUAUUGUUGUCUUAUCUAACUUCAACUAUACAAACUUAUAGUCAGAUCAUGAUCAACAUUUGUUUUACUAUGUAAAUGUGGUGUUGAAUGCUAUUAAUUGGAGGGUCUGUCUCCAUUGCAGGACUUACUGCUAGUAUGUUAUAUUGGACUUUUUAGAUAUUUUGAAGGUUUAAAAAAUUUCUCUUUCAAAAUAAUUGACAAAAACUAUACCAUACAGGGUAAGUUUUUGAAUCCGGAUUUUUUUGUUGUAUGAUUGAACACAGGAAAUGACAAUAAAAGGUUUAGUGAUGGGAUCUUACAAAACUUCAGAAAUACACAGGAAAUGACAAUAAAAGGUUUAGUGAGGGGAUCUUACAAAAUUCAGAAAUACACAGGAAAUGACAAUAAAAGGUUUAGUGAGGGGAUCUUGCAAAACUUCAGAAAUAGAAUAUUUACCAACAGACCAAUAGAAAACAGCGUUAAAGUUAUUAUUAUUUUUUUUUAAUUUUAUAAAUUGCAUGAUUUUUUUGUAAUUAUCAUUGAUGAAUGAAACACUUUCAUAGCUAUGUAUUAUGUACUAUUAAUGAAAUAUAUUUUACUUUUGUUGACAUAACUUGAAUACAUGUUGUGUUUUUUUUCCGAAGCUUAAUAUGCAAAAAAAAACCAAAACAUUUCAUAUGAUUAAAAUUUGAAGUAUUCAUGCAUUGUUAAGAACUAGAACUGGAAAAAAACUCCAAUAAACCCCAAAUAAUUAAUUGCUACAUUAACAGAUACAUGAUUUUAUUAGAUAGUUUGUUUAGUUGAAGUCAGAUAGGUUUUGUUUUGUUAUGUUGUUGUUUAAUAUAUAUAUAUAUAUAUUGUACAUAGCUUUUUGAAACUACUUGAGGAAAGCUUAGAAAACUGUAAUUAACUCUUCUUUUAAGUUGUAUUUGGUGUGUAUCAUUGUUUGGUCUAUGCAUGAAUGUUUUCUGAAUGAGGAUGUGUAGUUUGUCAGGUGAUUUAGGAAAUAAAUAAUACAUUGAUUAAAAAAUUACACUUUCUUCAAUAUAGUUCAAAAGGCUUUUGUCAACUAUAAAAGAUGCUGGUUCCUGAAAGUAUUUGGGGCAGCAUAUUAUCUCCCUUUUUAUGGUAAAUUUAUCCAUCAGUUUGUAUUAUUGCAUGUUGAAUUUGCUUUAUACUUAAAUGCAUGAAGUUGCUUUGGCUGUUCUGAUUUUAAUUCUGAAUAAGCAUAUGUUGUAUUGAAUUUUGUUUUCAAACCAGUUUUUAUACUUCAAAUUUUACUUGAAAUACACAAUUGUGUUACAAUAUGAAGAAUUUUAAACUCAGUUGAAGUUUUUAGUAAUAUUUGUUGAGAGAAUUAAACAGCAUGUAACAACACUCUGUGGAAUGAAAAUAGGUAGAGAUACAAAUUAAUUGUUCUAAGACCAACUUCCAAGUUUCUGGACAUAACUAACUGGAUUCUUGCAAUGAAUGCAAAUUGAUUUGUAUAUUCAUUUAAUAAAUACUCCAGAAAAUAAAACAGCUUCCAAUCAACAUAACAAAUUAAUUUAGGUUAUAAUUUUGUUUUAGAUGUAGGAUAUGAUUGAUUUUCUUCUGAUUGUUCACACAUAUCAUGCUUUGUUUGUGAUAGAGAUUUCAUGGGCAUAAUCUUAACAGGAAAGGAAUACAAAAACAUUUCAUAGAUCAGAUUUUACCCUUUUUUGUUGAUAAAAAGAUUUAUUGUAAUGUUACUACACAAUGAUCAAAACUAUUAAGCUGUGGUAAUUUUACAUUAGAACACAUGAACAUUUUGAUUUUGGUUGUAUAAAGAGGUGAAACUAGUAAUGAAGUUGAAAUUUAAGAGAAAAAAUGUAAACAUUUUUGGGGAUGUUGAGAUUUUGUUCUUCGUUGGAGAUUAUUGGAUGCAGUUGAGGUUUGAAAGAUCAUAUGGAUUACUGUUAUAAGACAUACCCUAUUGUUAUUAACAUCAAAUAUUUUAGAAAAUCCUGCCAACUGAGACCACUACAUAUAAACAUUUAUUGUAUAGGUACUUAUAACAGAAACUUUAUUACUAACAGGCAAUGUUUUGUGUUCCUCUCAUGUUUGGGUACAUUGACUUCAUGUGUAGAUUAUUUAUUUGCUUAAGUAUUUUGAGUAGAGUACAGUUUUAUGUACUUCUAUGUUUCAUAUCGGUUUAAUGUUUUGGGGACAUUAAUUUUUACUCUUCUUCCUUUGAUUUCUAUAUUUCCUUUUAACAUUAUUAUGCUUCCAUUUACGAUCAAGUCAUUUUCAAACUAUUUUUUUAUAUAACAAAUUAAUUUCAUUUGUCAGUAAAUUAAUUGAGUUUCUUUAAAUAAGAAAAUUUUAUAAUUGAUUUGUAUUUGUAAUAAGAAAAUCUGCAGUUAUCUAUGUAUGUGCUCUCUUAUAACAGGAAAAGUGAAAUUUCUUUAAAUGUUGUCUGCAAAUUAUGCAUUUGUUGAAACGAUGUGCUUCAAAUGUCAUCUAAUUAUAAAAGGUGAAUGAACAGUUGUAUUUUUUUUGUGAUUUGUAAAUAGAUACAGGUAUCUGAUCAUUGUAUAUAUCAUAACAUCAUCAAUGUUAUUUUGAAGUUUGAAGGGUUAUUCUUUCUAGUCAAAUGUUGCAUUGGUCUUGAAAACAUAGUUUACACACAAAGAUGCCUUGUUACAUUCAAAAGGCAGAUGAAACACAAUAAAUGUUGUGGAUAUUAAUCUGAAGUUUUUAUGAUGAUAUUGUAGACAGUAUUUCAUUUGAAACUUUCAACAGUUGUAAUGUGUAUUGUGCUUUAUGGAUUAUGCAACAUUUACUGAAAAUAUAACAUUUUCAAAUUUGUUCAAUUAUUCUUCUUUACAUUAUAUACUUUAAAUAACCAUAAUAAUUCAUUAUGAAUUUUAAAUUUAAAUGAUGCUAUAGUCUUACAUACAUAAAUCUUUGCUUGCAUUUGUCUGCCCUUGUCUGAUUAACUUACUUGACAAGUAGAUCUGUAUUGUUUUGUUGUUCGGAGAUAAUUUUGUAGUUUUAUUACAAUCUGCUAUUUAGCAUUCCAAAAUAAAAUGUUUGUCUUCAUUGAAGGCACUUUUCAAAUUGCUGCUUUUGGUUGAUGUAUCAAUAUGCCACCAUUUCUGGAAUUUUUUUUUCUCCCAUUAAAAAAAUACUUGAAAUUGCUUUGAUGAAUUUUUCUAUUUUAAAAAUGCUUCCCCCGGUAUAUUAUAUGCUUAAAACAGUAAUUAAUAAUGGUAAUGGCAGAGUAAAUAUGAAGACAAAACCAUAAUUCGGAUUAUAUAAUUAUUUUAAAGGUAAAUUUUUUUUAAGUACCCUGUUCAUAAAACACUUUUAUUUUUUAUUAAUGAACUUUGGUUAUAAUGAUAUGGAUAAAUAUAGGUGUUUUAGACUUACUAUAGUUGUGUGAUCUGUUGGUAUUUCAUCUUUAAAUUUAUAACACUCCUUUAAUAGAUGGGUUUGGCCAUUCUCUAUAGGUCCAUUCUGGUAGUAAUACUCCUGCCAAUAUUGAAGUAUUUAUUCAUCCUUGAAUUUCAAAUUUUAGGGUUUAAGGAUUCCUGAUGAAGGUUAAUCCAGAAAAUUGCUUCUACAAUUUAUCAAGUGUUAUUGUCAUGAACGCCCUAACUUUUUUCUUUCUUAUACAGACCUGGCUAUUUCCUUAAUAUAUAAGUUUUAUCCAACAUUAACUAGCAAGCCAGAAAGUAUGUAUUUCAAUGGUAUAUCAAGAAGAAAGGACAAUGAUGAGAGUCUUCAGUAACAUUUCAUAUGUACUGGCACACCUUAAAGGUUCUAUUGUAAAUACAAAUUUUAUAAAUGAUGUUUUUAUAUAAACUGAGAAACGACAAUACAUUCAUUUGAUAGCUAUGAUAAAUAAAGAUGUACAUGUAAAAUAUUGAUGUAAUAUUUCAGUCUGUUAUAAAAUUAUUGUCUGUUUAAUUAUCAGAAAUCGUUCAUUUGUAUGUUUCUUUAAAAGUCCCUAUGCAUGUGUUUUAUUUUAUUUCCUAUUUGCAAUAGCAUAAUGAGUCCACUGACGAGAACAGCAACUGUUUAUAAAUCUUUAAAUUUGCUAAUUGUUCAAACAGAAUGAGUUAUAAUAAACAGAUAGAAGUUCCAUAAGUUUCCUGAGUAUUUGUUAGGUUCUCGCUCAUAAUCUCUAGUAUUUAUGUGAAGAGCAAGAUGAUGACAGAGCUUUCUCUUUUUCUGUUAUUUCAAAACUUAAAACUACAAUAUUGAAUGUAUAUAGUGUCUUAUUCUAAAAUAAUUAUAAACAAACGGUACAUGCAUUAAACUAACGGUACAUGCAUUAGGAUUUGUAGAAAUGUUUUUUCCGAAUUAAGUACUAUCUGAGCAACAUUUACUCUCACUCUGUGCGCAACAAUAUAUAUUCUUAGGUUUGUUUUUUUUGGUGGUUUUUAUUAGAUAAAAGAUCAAUUUCAGGAGAAAAAUGACAGAAAUGUACUCAUGUUUUUCUCCUCGCAUUAUUGCAUAUAAUCAGAUGAAUAAUGUAGACAUUUGUCACAAACCAGGUGUUGUAUUUUAAAAAUGCUUAAUUAUGUAUGCAAGCUAUAUGUAAGAACACACAAAAGGUGUAUUGGGAUUGGCACAUUGUUAUUGUCUAAAGGUGCCAAGACCAUAUACAAAAAAUGGCCUUUGCAUAGAUUUCUUGUUUGUAAUGUUUUCUUCAUUGCUUGGGAUAGGCAUCAUGAUUUAUCGUUAUUUAUUCAUGUGUGAUUCUAAGUUAAAUUCUUAAGUUUUUCAAACAGACUGAAAUUAAAUAUUUUAUAAAUCUAA